Messenger RNA from Brachypodium distachyon (stiff brome), 2392 nucleotides. Its product is annotated as probable metal-nicotianamine transporter YSL8. Bases 1 to 2127 code for a protein of 708 amino acids. The transcript has 2 exons. Gene Ontology annotation, cellular component: membrane. NCBI's taxonomy places the organism in Eukaryota, Viridiplantae, Streptophyta, Magnoliopsida, Poales, Poaceae. Gene Ontology annotation, molecular function: oligopeptide transmembrane transporter activity. The record is from RefSeq and is a predicted model, not a curated record.
AUGAUGGAGCCAGCGGAACACCAAUCGGCGCCACAGCCAUCGCCAUCCCCGGCGCCGGUCUACACAUCGACACCACUCAACAGAGAAGCAAUCUCCAUGGAAAAGGCCUUCGAGAGCAAAGCCCUGCCCCCCUGGAACGAGCAGAUCACGCUCCGCUCAAUGGUCGUCUCGGCAUUCCUGGGCCUCUUCCUCAGCUUCAUCGUCAUGAAGCUCAACCUGACAUCCGGCAUCGUCCCUUCCCUCAACGUCUCCGCCGGUCUCCUCGCCUUCUUCCUCAUGAAGACGUGGACGUCGGCGCUCGAGCGGUGCGGCGUGUUCCCGCGGCCGUUCACCCGGCAGGAGAACACCGUGGUGCAGACCUGCGUCAUCUCAUGCUCCAGCAUCGCCUUCUCCGGCGGGUUCGGGACGUAUAUCCUGGGGAUGAGCAGGAAGAUUGCGGAGGGGUUUGAUGAGGCCAGGACCAGUGUUAAUGUCGAGGAGCCGUCGUUGGGGAGGCUGAUUGCCUACCUGUUCUUGGUUAGCUUUGUUGGGCUCUUCUCCAUUGUGCCGUUGAGGAAGAUCAUGAUCAUCAGCUACCGGCUCACGUACCCGUCGGGUUCUGCCACGGCGCAUCUCAUCAAUAGCUUCCAUACCCCCCAAGGCGCCAUCCAAGCAAAGCAGCAGGUGUCGAUCCUGUUCAAGUCGUUCGUGGGGAGCUUCAUGUGGUCGCUGUUCCAGUGGUUCUACACGGCGGGGAACGGGUGCGGGUUCGGGUCGUUCCCGACGUUCGGGAUGGAGGCGUACCAGCGGCGGUUCUACUUCGACUUCUCCGCGACAUACGUCGGCGUGGGGAUGAUCUGCCCUUACAUCAUCAACUUCUCCCUCCUCAUCGGCAGCAUCAUCUCCUGGGGGAUCAUGUGGCCGUACAUCGAGAGCAAGAAGGGGCUGUGGUACGACGAGAAGCUCCCCAAGAGCAGCCUCCACGGUCUCAAUGGCUACCAGGUCUUCAUCUCCAUCGCCAUGAUCGUCGGCGACGGCCUCUUCAACUUCUUCUCCAUCCUGUUAAGGACCUCCUACGACAUGUACCUCAAGCGGACCGGCCGCUCCAAGGCGUCCCCCAUGCCCUUCGCCGGCGCCGGCGUCGCCAUCAACGCGACGGAGCGGCAAGCCCUGAGCUUCGACGACCGCCGCCGCACCCAGAUCUUCCUCAAGGAGCAGAUCCCCACCAGCGUCGCCGCCGGCGCAUACAUGCUGCUCGCCGGGAUCUCCGUCGUCGCCAUGCCGCACAUCUUCCGGCAGCUGAAGCCGAAGCACGUGGUGUGGGCGUACGUGGCGGCGCCGAUCUUCGCCUUCUGCAACGCGUACGGCACGGGGCUCACCGACUGGUCACUCUCCAGCAGCUACGGGAAGCUGGCCAUCUUCAUCUUCGGCGCCAACAUCGGGGCCAAAGACGGCGGCGUGAUCGCCGGGCUGGCCGCUUGCGGGCUCAUGAUGGGGAUCGUCUCCACGGCGUCAGAUCUGAUCCAGGAUUUCAAGACAGGGUACCUCACCCUGACGUCCCCGCGGGCCAUGUUCGUCUCCCAGGUCGUCGGCACGGGGCUUGGCUGCCUGAUCUCGCCGAUUGUGUUCUGGAUCUUCUACCAGGCCUACGACAUCGGGCUCGACGAAGGCUACCCGGCGCCAUACGCCAAGAUCUACAGGGGAAUUGCUCUACUGGGGGUGAAUGGAUGGAACCAGCUCCCGAAAUACUGCCUGAGAUUCUGCGCCGCCUUCUUCCUCCUCGCCGUCGCCAUCUGCGCGCUCAAGGAGACGGCGAGCAACAAGGGUUGGUGGAUCAGGGAUUACAUCCCGAGCGCGCUCGGCAUGGCGGUGCCCUUCUUCUUGGGGUCGUUCUUCACCAUUGAUAUGUGUGUGGGGAGCGUGAUUCUUUGGAUGUGGCAGCGGUCGGACGCCGUGCACGCGCAGAUGUUCGCGCCGGCGGUGGCGUCGGGGCUGAUCUGUGGUGACGGGAUAUGGUCGUUGCCGUCGUCGGUGCUGUCGCUGGGGAAUGUGAACCCGCCCAUGUGUAUGCGGGUCUUCGACGCCGACACCAGCUUCAAGGUCGACCAGUUCCUUGAGACGCUGCCGCCGCCUGUCCUAGCGUCAUGAAAUUACAUUACAUUACGUUAUGUUAUGUUAUGUUACAAUCAUAUACUAUGUUAAUUAAUUAAUUGGAUCCGUAUUGGAUAUAUACAUAUUCUUUGACCAUUUUCUAGUUUGGGUGCGUUCUUGAUUGAUUUAUGGGUUGAUUUAUUGACACAGGAGGGGUUAAGCUGGUUAGCUAGCCUGUAUGUAAGAUACAUUUUUCUCUUCUGUACUGUACUAAUAAGUAGUGCUCCCUCCGAUUCUAAAUUCUUGUCUCAUAACUUGCAAA